Messenger RNA from Mercenaria mercenaria, 4211 nucleotides. RefSeq lists its product as uncharacterized. The record is from RefSeq and is a predicted model, not a curated record. NCBI's taxonomy places the organism in Eukaryota, Metazoa, Mollusca, Bivalvia, Venerida, Veneridae. Bases 2 to 805 code for a protein of 267 amino acids. Gene Ontology annotation, molecular function: protein binding. The transcript is spliced from 4 exons. Gene Ontology annotation, biological process: regulation of apoptotic process.
CAUGGCUUUGAGUUCCAGAGUACAUAGUGUACCUCCUAUGCCAGAUCCAUGUCAAUAUAGAUUCGAUAAUUUUAUCACGGAUAUCUGCAAAAAAAUUACCGAGGAAGACCUGAACGAAUUAAAAUACCGUUUCAAAGAUAUUAUUGAUUAUGACGUAAGAAAUCCCAGGGCUAUGUUUGAUGCACUGAUAGAGAAAGGAUUUGUCGACUGCUAUAACAUCCUGUAUGUUCAACAAAUUUUCCGUGUGCUCAAAAAAGAGGAUCUUCUAGAACUUGCAGCGGAAUACGUUUGUCUUUUCGAGGAAGACGACGUGUUGCACUUUUUUAAGAAAACAACGCGACCUGCGCCUGGUUUUGAAAAUGUCGAGUUCCAUGUUAAAGGAAGAUUUGCAUCAAACGAGGAUCUUGAAGGCUUCCGAAGGAAAAUAUCAACCAUUUUAUUGGUUCCACUCUAUCAAGUCAUAUUCAAAGGUGUGCAAGAAACAAGAAGCCUCCUGAUUACCGUCAUGCUUCCCAAGUUGUACGCAGGCUUUCUGAUGAAUCAGCUCAGAAAAAAUAAGCAGCAUAUUAUAGCAUCAUUUUUGCAACUAGAAGUGGACGAAAUUCUUGUCUCAGCAGAUAAAUUUCAGCUUCUAAAGGAUGGCAAAUUCCGAUCAAAACUAAGUUGUAAGGGGAGCGGUGGUCUAUUGGAUAAGGUGCAGGCCGAUCAAUCCAGGGGUCGUGGGUUAAAGCCCAACAUGGGUCACGACCAUGACUUCUCAUAUGACACCAGUACUGGUUUUACCAGGAAGCGGACUCUAGAGUAGUUACAAUAAGCUUGAAGCUUUCAUCACAAUCCAGCUAAAAUAAAUUAGUUGCAACAUAUAGAAUCUGUUUUCUUAAAUGAUAGAUUAUUAGUAUUUAUUUCUUGCGUAAAUUUUGUUAAAAUGUAAUAUUCGAAAAAACAUUUUUCAAAGUGGCGGACAUCCUUAAAAAGCGCUCGUACUUGCUUAAGGAUGCAAUAAAAUUAAAUAUUAGAUAUGUUUAAAUAUAAAUAUUUUUUCAUAUAUUUAAUUCUAUUUCAAGAUGUUCUAAAUUCAUUUUCAAGAAAUGCUUUUAAUGAUAGCAGUUAAUCAUAAUAAUAAUUUUUCGAAAUACGUAUUUAUUUUAUUAUAAGAAUUAAAUAGAGGAUAUUACAUGUUAACUAUUUUUUCACUCUGCUGAUUGUGCAACGCUGAGUGAAAUGUAAGAUAAGAUUAGAUUUAUUUUGAGUCGGCAAUACAAUAACAAAUAAGACAAGUCAGAUGAAGAGUUUAUCCUUAAUGACGCUGUUUACAGUUAGAAAGCUACGUUUCGCUCAGUAUAUUUAGCAAGAAUAUUGGUUAUCAAUAUAUCUAAAAAUGCUAAGCAAGUUUUAUAAGUAUAAUAAACAAGAGCUGUCACAGGAGACAGCGUGCUGGACUAUUUCGAUGCUGGGUAGUGAAACUGAGCAUAUUUGAUGAAGCUGGAGGUGUCACUGGAGUGUUUAAUGACUCCAAUGUGGAUGAAGAUAUUGGAUAAUAGCUUGAGUCUGUGUCAAAAGCAAAAAGGGUGCAUAAUUCAUGAAAUACUGGUGCAAGAGUGAUGCACUUUAUUUCAUGUUGAAUCAAAUCAUUUUUGUAAUAACUGAGAUAUAGUGAAAAUGCAUCAAAAUUAACCUGUAACUCUAAGUAAAAGAGGGCAUAAUUUAUGAAAAAUUGAUGCCAGAGUUAUGGACCCUGUGUCAAUGAUGUGGGUGAUAAGGUUACAUUUAGUAACAACUGAGAUAUAGUGAAAGUGCAUCAAAAUUUUGACCGGAAAUAAUAGGUAAAAAGGUGGGAUAAUUCAUGAAAUAUUGUUGCAAGAGUUAUGGCCCUUGUGUCAUAUGAUGUGAGUGAAGAUGUUGAAUAACUAUUUAUAUCUGAGAUAGAGUGGAAGUGCAUCAAAACCUUAAUCAGAAGUAAAAUGGGGAAUAUUUCAUUAAAUUUGGUACCAGAGUUAUGGAUCCUGUGUCAUAUGAUGUGGGAGACGAUGUGGAACAACUACUUUCAGUUUGAAUCAAAUCCAUUUAGUAAUACCUGAGAUAAAGUGAAAGUGCACCAAAACAUUAACCUGAAAUUAUAAGUAAAAAGGGUGGGGGGAUAAUUCAUGAAAUACUGGCGCAAGAGUUAUAGCCAUUCUGCCAUAUGAUGUGGGUGAUGAUGAGGAACAACUAUUACAUUUGUAGUAAAUCCAUCAGGUAAUAACAAAGAUAAAGAGAAAGUGCAUCAAAAAUUCAUCCAAAUUGCGGACGCGGAAGGACGCUGACGCCAUGUCGAGUAGGACAGCUCUCCAUACUUCGUAUAGUCGAGCUUAAAUCCUGUUCAAAUACAACGUGUACCAACAUAUAUCAAUUUACAGAGAGAGCUGAAUACGGUCAGCGUAUCACAUGAAUAAGUUGUGAUUAGCCGAUCGCUUAAGGUCUUCUAGGUACAAAAGUGCCUUCUAGGUCACUGCUGUAAUUAUUGGUCGUAGAAAAAACGAAACAAAAUUGCACCCCUACGAAAACUUUGUAAAAAGUUAAAAGAGAACCAUGACCCGAAUUACUCUUAGUAGGCCGUAUCUUAGGAUAUUUUGGUCUAAACUCAAGUUUUAACCAAGAAAUCUGAUAUUUUCUAAGUCCAAAACGGGCCAUAAUUCUUGCAAAAAACAUAAUGGAGUUAUGUUUCUUGCUGUACUGGGUCAGCUUAUGAUGGUGAACAAGUGUUGCACGUUUAAAAGCAAUAGCUUUGAUAGUUAAGGAGAAAAGCUGACCUAAACAUAAAACUUAACCAGGCAACGCCGACGCCGACGCCGACGCCGACCCCGAUCAAGUGAUGACAAUAACUCAUCAUUCUUUUUUUAAAAAAUCAGAUGAGCUAAAAAAACAACAGCUAAACUGUUCGGUAUUGCGUUGUAAAACAGAGUAUUACCUUUUUUCGUAAAAUGAACUAAUCUAUCGCUAAAAAUAACUGCGUACACUUCACUGAUCUAUUUUAGCGCGCCUUUCAUUGAUUAAAGAUUUGUGUUUUGUACAGCAUGUUUUUGGACAGUCUCUCUAUUUCAUGUUGAAUUGAUACAUGGUUAUGUUUUAAGGAAGAUACUGUUCAUUUCAUUGAUUUAUUAAGUCUUUUAAAUAAAUAUUCAUUUAUAUAUAAAUGUUUAUAUUUUUAGUUAUUACGUUAAAGGUAAACUUUUUUCACUUUCACCUUCAAUUGUCUUUCAUAGCAACAAUUUUCUUAGUCACAGUAAACUUAAAAGCAAGUUUUGAAAUGUUCACAAUAAUACUUUAAAACUGCAUAAUAAUACAUUUCUUUAUAACGCUCUUCUCUGUUUUCAUGUAUUGACUGUGUUGAUUUAAUACAUACUUUGUGAAUUUCUUACUGUUGUUAUUAAAAUAUGUGACUUAACUUGUUUCUUCUUGAAUUACAUGGCGCCCUUUGAUGUCUACAUCAAUGUUUUUUUUUUUUGUUAAUAUUUGUGACCGCAAAAGAUUACUUUAUAUUAACCACUUCAAAGUAAUGAUUAUAAACAAAGUGUUCCUACCAUGGCUGUGGACCGAUGUUGAGAUUUUGUCUAAAAUCGACUUUCUACCGAGGAUGGAAUGUUCUUAUUAUCACAACUUAACUGAUGAGGUAGAAUUAUUUUCUUACCAUUUAGAUAACUCUAUUUACGUGAUUAUUGAAAAUAUAUAUCGGAUCAUUGCAUAGAAGUGAUGGCAUAUACAAAGACAUAACCAAAUUUGAGCAGUAAAUUAAUCAGAAUACUGACUGGCACUGUGUUUGAUCGUUUAAUGAGCAUAUGUAGUGAACUUCUUCAGCCAAACUUUAAUAACGAAGAAAAAAAAAGAGUUAAUACCUUCACUAUUUUGUUCAAAAGUUGUAGACAUAAAAUAUUGCUAUGACACAUAUCCUGACUUUAUAUAUUUGCUUAUUUUCUAUAUUUUUUCCGUUUAUUACUAUUCUUUGAAUUAAAACGGUAAGAGAAUAUGUUUGGUACGAGUAUGUUUCUAGUAAAUUGUAAAAUACAGUCAGCUUUUUAAAACGACAAUAUUCGCAAAACUUACAAAAUUUAAUAUAACAUUUUAAGAAGCCGUCAUUUUUAACAUAAAAUAUGUACUAGUCGUGAAAUUUUGUUGUAUUGUAUCAUAUUGUUUUAUGUUUCUAGCAAUUGAUUUAAAGCAACUUUUCUUUUUCU